This is a messenger RNA of Periophthalmus magnuspinnatus, 4589 nucleotides long. It is a transcript of the gene ano5b, whose product is annotated as anoctamin 5b. Gene Ontology annotation, cellular component: plasma membrane. Gene Ontology annotation, molecular function: chloride channel activity; protein dimerization activity. Lineage: Eukaryota; Metazoa; Chordata; Actinopteri; Gobiiformes; Gobiidae. The transcript is spliced from 20 exons. Gene Ontology annotation, biological process: chloride transmembrane transport. The record is from RefSeq and is a predicted model, not a curated record. The coding region runs from base 262 to 2973 and encodes 903 amino acids.
UGUGCGGUGUAGAGGAGCAGCUCUGGGGCAGUGUGGCUCCUGCUCCUCUGAGGAUCACUGUGAAUAUAUCAUAUCCCACCAUGAAAACGACACAUCUGGACCUAUGAUCCGGCGGUCACACCCACAGCCUGGACUUCUGUGGACUCUGCGCGCGAGCCGCAUCCUCUCUGCCCCCACGCGCGGCUCCACGAGCGGCUCCACGAGCGCCAAAGGUAAAAGAAAAGAGGCGUGCUCGUGCUCCUGCUCUGCCUGGGCUCAGCUAUGAGGCGAAUAACGGGAAAGAGCAAAGAUGAAACUCUGAUCGAGCUGCAGGGGACCACGGACUCACAGGCCACAGAUGAAAACAACGGGAACGGCCUCAGCUCCAUGUCUGACCGGACGCUGCCCGGAGAGACUGAAAAGCUACACCCAAACAAAGACACGGUGUUCUUCAGGGACGGGCUGAGGAGAAUCGACUUUGUUUUGUCUUACGUGGACGAUAAAGACGGAGAGAAGAAACAGGAAAGGAGGCGAGAGUUUGAAGCCAACCUGGAAAAAAUUGGCCUUGAGUUGGAGACUGAAGACAAAUCUGAGUCAAAAGACCAAAAAACCUACUUCUUAAAGGUCCACGCUCCUUGGGAAGUGCUGGCGAAGUACGCAGACAUUUUAAAAGUCAAAGUUCCCUUCAAAGACAGCGACAUCCCGCACGGACGUGAUGCUGCGUUCGACUGGCUGUCCUUCCCGUUCCGACUCCCGGACAACAUCAUGCACCCGGUCCCUGAUUAUUUCACCUACCCCUUUAACAAAGAUAAGGCGGAUUUCUUCCUCAUCCAGGACAAAGACACUUUCUUUUCACCGUCAACGAGAAACAGAAUUGUCUACUACAUCUUGUCUCGAUGUCCAUAUUAUAAAGAGAUAAAAGACAAAGACAAAACCGGGAUCAAACGUCUGUUAAGUAACGGCACCUACACCGCCGCGUUUCCACUUCACGAUUGCCGUUACUGGAAAAGAGGCCGAAAUCCCGAUUGUGAGAGUGAACGAUACAACUUAUACCGAAACUGGGCGAGGUUUCUGAGUUUUUACAAAGAGCAGCCCCUCAACCUCAUCAGGAAGUACUACGGAGAGAAGACUGGGAUCUACUUCGCGUGGCUGGGGUUUUACACAGAAAUGCUGUUUUUUGCGGCCGUUAUGGGAGUUAUCUGUUUUGUCUAUGGACUCCUCAGUUACGACGACAACAUAACGAGUAAAGAAAUAUGUGAUCCAAAUAUCGGGGGCAGCAUCCUCAUGUGUCCACUGUGCGAUAAAAAGUGUCCUUUCUGGAAACUCAACUCCACGUGUCUUUCUUCUUGGCAAUCGCAUCUUUUUGACAACGAGGGGACGGUUUUCUUUGCCAUAUUUAUGGGGAUCUGGGUGACGCUGUUCCUCGAGUUCUGGAAGCGGCGCCAGGCCCGGCUCGAGUACGAGUGGGACCUGGUCGACUUCGAGGAGGAGCAGCAGCAACUUCAGACCAGGCCCGAGUUUGAGAUCCAGUGCACAGGACGCAGACUCAACAAAAUCACUCAGGAAAUGGAGCCAUAUCUUCCUCUCACCACAAAGUGCGCUCGUUUCUGCCUCUCCGGUGCCACUGUUCUCUUCUGGAUGUCGUUGAUCGUGGCGUGCAUCAUCGGAGUCAUCGCCUAUCGUCUGGCCGUGUACGCCGCCUUCGCCAGUAUCAUCAAAGACCCCAUGAGGAAGAUCCAGUUCGUGGGCAGAUUCAUCACUCCGCAGCUCGCCACGUCUGUCACCGCCUCCUGCAUCAACUUCGUCAUCAUCAUGAUCCUCAACUUCCUGUACGAGCGGGUGGCGGUGUGGAUCACUGAUAUGGAAAUCCCAAAGACUCACCUGGAGUACGAGAACCGCCUGACCACCAAGAUGUUCCUGUUUCAGUUCGUAAACUACUACUCGUCCUGCUUCUACGUGGCGUUCUUCAAGGGAAAGUUCGUGGGAUAUCCUGGACACUACACUUACAUGUUUGGCCGAAGCAGCAAACUGAGAAAUGAAGAGUGCGACCCCGGGGGCUGCCUGAUCGAGCUCACGACUCAGCUGGUCAUCGUCAUGGCAGGAAAACAAAUGUGUGGGAACAUUCAGGAAGCUCUUCUGCCGGUGAUGAGAAACUGGUGGAACAGUCGUAAAACACGGCGCCACCCGGAGACGCACUACAGUCGGUGGGAACAGGACCACGUGCUCCUGAACUUCAGUCAACUCGGACUUUUCUACGAGUAUCUGGAGAUGGUCAUACAGUUCGGUUUCAUCACUCUUUUCGUGGCGUCGUUCCCUUUGGCUCCGCUUCUCGCUCUUUUCAACAACAUCCUGGAAAUCCGAGUGGACGCGUGGAAGUUUACGACUCAGUUCAAACGCCCGGUGGCCACGAAAGCCCGAAACAUCGGAUCGUGGCAAGAGAUUCUCAACGCGGUGGCCAUUUUGUCCGUUGUCACAAAUGCUUUCAUCAUGGCGUUCACCUCGGACAUGAUUCCUCGGAUGGUUUACCUUUACGCCUACAGCGGAGAGGCGUCGAUGAGGGGCUACAUUAACAACAGUCUGUCCGUGUAUCAAGUCUCUGAGAUCCCAGAUUCAAACAUGCCAGACGAGCACAGCGGCUGGUUCGACAACUCCACCAACUGCAGAUACCGAGAUUACCGUUAUCCCCCAGGACACGAGAAAGAGUACACUCACACGAUGCAGUUCUGGCAUAUUUUAGCAGCUAAAAUGGCGUUUAUCAUCAUCAUGGAGCAUGUCGUGUUUGUCGUAAAGUUCUUUGUGGCCUGGAUGAUCCCGGACGUCCCAUCAGAUGUGAAAGCCCGUAUCAAAAGAGAGCGCUACCUGGUCCAAGAGUACCUCCAUAACUACGAAGUCGAGCGGCUCAAACUGCAGCUCAGCGCCAGUUUCAUCACGGAACCUCCCUCGGAAAUGUCAUCGUCUAUGGACAAACACGAGAUCCUGUCUGAGGGCCUGUAGAAAAAUAACAAACUAAACUUAAAUAACGGCAUUCUCCAAAACUAACCGCCGUGAUCAUAAUCCUACAUUAGGACGUGAGGAUCAUUCGUGUUUAGUUUUACAUUUCAUAUCUGUGAAUGUCUCGUAUCGGUGCGUCUCAAAAUCGUAGAAUAUCAUGGAAAAAGUCAAUAAUUUUGAGUUGAACGACUGAAAUUAUUUACCUUUUCCCACAAUAUCAAUACUGUCUUUGCAGAAGUUGCUCGUUUUAGUUGCUGUAGUUAUGAUAAAUAUAGGAUUUUACAUCAUUUAAAUCCUUUUUCUGCAAAUAAAUGAUCAUAUUUCAGUACUGUAUCCUGCAUAAUUUUUACAGAAACUACAUAAUCUACAUAUUUUUCAUUUUGAGAUGCACUUUUACAUGUAAGAAACGGAACGGUAAGACGUAUCUAAACUGAAAAAGGUGAGCCACAGUGAGUUUUCAUAUCCCUUUACCCACUUUUCAUUUUAAGAUCGUCGUUGUACUUUGUUCCUUGCAUGCAGUUGCUUUAAACGCUUGCAAAAUGAAGGACUAAACUGCUGAAAAUGAAGCUAAAUGUACAUGUACGUGUGAACUGGUCCGAAUAUGCUGGAUCCUUGUGGUGAAAAAAGGUCAUAUCAUUGUAAAAAAGUUGAUGUUUAACAUGUUAAAACAAAUACUAUGGUUAUGUUUAAAGUCUGCAAAGUUUUAAACACUUACUUAAACUUUAGAUUUCAAAGACUCUACUGCUUUUUUAUGUCAUACAAACAGCAAAUUUGCCCAUUUCACUCACCGGAAUAUACCUCAAAAUGAGUAAUUACUAAAAAUAUAAGUGUGUUCUGCCGCAGAGAUGUCAAAAUAAACAACAUAUUUAUAAUUACGAUGAAACACAGUCAAAGGUUUUAUCAUGUGCAACUGAAUUUUCUUAUUUAUUUCAGUUGAUGUGGCGCUUUUGGCUUAAAACAGCUUAUUGUUUGGUUGUUUGUCAAUGUUAUAAUUCAUUUAUGGACUGUUUCUAGACUUAUUUAAACUAAAUUUGUGUCAGUACAUUAAAGAUUACUGCGCAAACUAAUGAUGUGAGGUGAGAAGGACUGUGAGGACGACCGUGUUUUGUUCAUUCAGACUCUCAGAUCUGACAGCUCUGUGUGUUUGUUGUGUGUUUGUUGUGCGUUUUGUUGUGUUUGUUGUGCGUGUUGGAGCGUGACAUUAUAGUUGCUGUGGGUUUGACAUGAGCCGGUCUGUCAGUGUGAAGGCUCCUGCUCGUUAUAAAAGCUUCACUGUACACGGGCUACAGUUCUUUUUUUUAUUUUUUGUUAUUUUUUAUCAGAGUUUGGGACUAAUUUGAACAGUUUAAUGCUGAAAAUAAACCAUAUUUUUUAGGAUAUUCCCAGAUCCAGAAUCAAAAGUGUGAUCCGCUCAUACCUCAGGUCACGGAUGUGGCAUGAAAUCUUUAAACCGAUGCCUUAAACGUCCUUGUUUACUUGUAUUUAUAUCAUUUUGUAUUGAGUCUUUAUUAAAAACUGUUGCAGCUGUUUGUGUCGAGCAUGAAAAAAAUCUGUCAGAAGUAAAUCUCCCUGCUGCCAAGUGUAAUGUACAUGUGGAAUAUUUGAAUUAAAUUUAUGCC